Aegilops tauschii subsp. strangulata is the source of this 1499-nucleotide messenger RNA. Its product is annotated as KRR1 small subunit processome component-like. The record is from RefSeq and is a predicted model, not a curated record. Lineage: Eukaryota; Viridiplantae; Streptophyta; Magnoliopsida; Poales; Poaceae. Gene Ontology annotation, cellular component: nucleolus; small-subunit processome. Gene Ontology annotation, molecular function: RNA binding.
AUGGCGUCGGAGGGCGGAACCAAUGCGGCAGCGACGGCGGCGUCGGCGACGUCGGAGGGGAAGAAUCGGAGUCGGAAGGGGAAGCCUUGGGACGAGGAUGACCCCGGCAGCAGCAACCUCUUGAAGGCGGAGAAGUUCGAGCCCCCCUCGAACGAGGGCGCCCUGCUCGAAACCACCUCCUUCUCCACCACCUUCGCCAAAGACAGAGAGGAGUCUCUGCUGGAGGCGUGGCCGGUCGUCAAGGGCGCGCUGAAGGAGCAUGGGGUCUCGUGCAAGCUCAGUGUGAGUGAGGGAUCCAUGACUGUCUCGACCACCAGGAAGACCAGGGACCCCUACAUUGUUGUCAAGGCCAGGGACCUGACCAGACUCCUGUCGCGGAGUGUCCCUGUACAUCAGGCGAUUAAAAUACUCAACGAUGAUAUGACCUGCGAUAUUAUUAAGAUUGGUGACCUCGUACGGAAUAGGAAAAGGUUUUCUGAACGGAGAGACCGUCUGUUAGGACCUAAUAUGUCUACCCUUAAGGCCCUAGAGAAUUUGACUGGCUGCUACAUCUUAGUUCAGGGAAAUACUGUUGCUGCCAUGGGUUCCCUUGACGGAAGGGGACUAAAACAAGUCAGAAAGAUCGCAGAGGAUUGUAUGAAUAACAUAAAGGGUCCACUGGAUCACAUUCAGGAACUCAAAAAAGAACGUGAGCCAGCUAAAACACCUGCCCUGGCUAAUGAAAGCUGGGGCAGGAUUCUACCAAAGUAUGAGAAGGAGAAUAUCAAACUGAAGAAGCCAUACACACCCUUUCCAUCUCCGCAGCAGCCUAGCAAGACUGAUCUUGAACUUGAGAAUGGCAAGUAUUCUCUGAGUGACAAAAAGAAGUCGACAAAGAAACUUCAAGAGAAGCCCGACAAGCAAUCAAAGAAAGUGGAUGGAAACAAAAGAAAGAGAGAAGCUGCAUCUAUUCCCCCAAAGGAGAGCAUUGCAGGUUCAUCUGAAUCUGCCAUGGCCACCAGUGGCGAUAGCAAGGUUGCUGAUAUGGUGGCCAUGCCCUCAAAGAAGAAGGCAAAGAAGGAAUAAAGAAAGGGUGGAUCACAAGAAAAUGUGAGAACAAACAAGCUGUACGUAACACGCCCCAGAGAAGCAGAAAUUAUCCGACCCCGAGUAACCGCGCGCGAUAUGAAUGCACGGCGUCGUCAGUGACUUGCUGAUAGAGGUUAUGUUAGUUUUGAGUUAGUCGAACGACUGCCAUCGUGCCGACCGUACCAUUGAAUAGACUGAAAUUUGCGUUUUGAACCAAAAUGUUUUCUUAGGAAUCCUUUUGUAUGAAUUGCUCGAAGAGUUUUUGUGGGCGAUUUAUGGUCUACCUUCAGACACUGCUCUCAGACGAGAGCUCAUGUAUGAGGCCCGUGGGCGUCAAACAGGGAGUCUUAGCUGAAAAUCCGGUUGUUGUUUUUUAGGAGCUAGAUAUUUUUAUAACCUGUUAAAAAAUAGAAGAAUAUAUUUUUUAAAAA